AUGACAGGGCUCUGGUUCCUGAUUCUGGCGGUGGCGGCAGCAGCUGAAGCUCAGAAACUCUUCAUUGGAGAUCAGGUCAUCAGGGUCAAUGUUCAGACCGAGGACCAGAUCCGAGUCCUGCAGGACCUGGAGGCCGACCAGGAACAGCUGGACUUCUGGCUUCAUCCCGUCUCCACUGAACUUCCCAUUGACAUCCGAGUUCCGAGUUCCAUCCUGAGUUCAGUGAAGUCCUAUCUCCAGACUCACAGCAUCUCCUUCUCCGUCAUCAUCGACGACCUUCAGGAGCUUCUGGACAAGGAGAACGCUGAAAUGAAAAUGAACCAGAUGAAGGAACGUAGCACCAAGAGCUUCAACUUUGGAGCCUAUCACACUCUGGACUCGAUCUACAGAUGGAUGGACUCUUUGGUUUCCCAGUAUCCUCACCUGGUCUCCAAGCAGGAGAUUGGCCGAUCAUAUGAGAACAGGCCCAUGUACGUUCUGAAGUUCAGCACUGGAGGAUCCAAACGCCCAGCGAUCUGGAUCGACACCGGGAUCCACUCCAGAGAGUGGGUGUCCCAGGCCACAGGGGUGUGGACCGCCAACAAGAUCGCCUCAGAUUACGGUCGAGACUCUUCUCUGACAUCUCUCCUGGAUUCCAUGGACAUCUACAUGUUAAUCCUGGCGAAUCCUGAUGGAUACGUCUACAGCCACACCAGUGACCGGAUGUGGCGUAAAACCCGAUCCAGGAAUGCAGGAUCCGUUUGUCGUGGAGUGGAUCCCAACAGGAAUUGGAAUGCAGGAUUUGGUGGCCCUGGUGCCAGUAGGAACCCCUGCUCCGACUCGUACCACGGACCCGCCGCCCAUUCUGAGGUGGAGGUGAAGAACGUGGUGGAUCUGAUUAAGAACCAUGGCAACUUCAAGUCCUUCAUCUCAGUCCACGCCUAUUCACAGCUGCUCAUGUACCCAUACGGAUACUCCUGCAAUCCUGUUGCCCAUCAGCCUGAACUGGACUCCGUCGGUAGAGCUGCUGUUCAGAAACUCACCUCCCUCUAUGGGACCAGGUACAAGGUCGGCAGCAUCUGCAGAAUCAUCUAUCAAGCCAGCGGUGGCAGCAUUGACUGGUCGUACAAUCUGGGCAUCAAGUACUCGUACGCCUUUGAGCUGAGAGACACCGGUCGCUAUGGUUUCAUCCUGCCAGCCAAUCAGAUCAUCCCCACGGCCUCCGAGACUUGGCUGGCUCUGAAGCACAUCAUGGAGUACGUUAGGGACCACCCCUACUGA
Sphaeramia orbicularis (orbiculate cardinalfish) is the source of this 1260-nucleotide messenger RNA. RefSeq names its product carboxypeptidase A2-like. The record is from RefSeq and is a predicted model, not a curated record. Gene Ontology annotation, molecular function: metallocarboxypeptidase activity; zinc ion binding. The transcript has 11 exons. Bases 1 to 1260 code for a protein of 419 amino acids. NCBI's taxonomy places the organism in Eukaryota, Metazoa, Chordata, Actinopteri, Kurtiformes, Apogonidae. Gene Ontology annotation, biological process: proteolysis.